GGCGCGGCCCGGCCGGCGCUGAGCUCCGCGUGUCUCCACGCGCAGUACGCGUACUUCAGGAUGGGCGUCCGGCAGAAGGAGAUGGUGAAGGCCCGGCUGUUCUGCACGCCCUUCGCCGAGCUGAGGAACCGCCACGUCUUCCUGGAGCGCCGCGGGAUUUACCGCACCCCGCUCAAGGGCCAGAGCCAGAGCGACAACCCCGCGCUGCGGGACCUCCUGCGGCCGACCGAGGGCGACUUCGUGGCCGGCGUGGCCCGAGCCUCAGCCGAGGAGUACGAGGUGUUCAAGAGGCUGCUGGCCCGGGAGGAGGAGGAGGAGGAGGAGGGGAUGGAGGAUGAGGAAGAAGACGAGGAGGAAGAGGAGGGCAGCGCUGCACUGCACGCAGAGGAACACGAUAGGGACUGGCAGCGAUAAGGACGGCUCCGAGCUCUCCCGAGCUGCCCCGUGUCCACCCCCACCUCAGCGACCAGCUGCUCCACAGAAUAUACCGUUUCUAUAAAGUGUUUUUAUUUAUUUAUUAAAAAAAAAAA
This is a messenger RNA of Meleagris gallopavo (turkey), 530 nucleotides long. Lineage: Eukaryota; Metazoa; Chordata; Aves; Galliformes; Phasianidae. The record is from RefSeq and is a predicted model, not a curated record.